Aspergillus oryzae RIB40 is the source of this 957-nucleotide messenger RNA. RefSeq lists its product as uncharacterized. The transcript has a single exon. NCBI's taxonomy places the organism in Eukaryota, Fungi, Ascomycota, Eurotiomycetes, Eurotiales, Aspergillaceae. The record is from RefSeq and is a predicted model, not a curated record. Bases 1 to 957 code for a protein of 318 amino acids.
AUGUCUUCGUCCUUGCAAAUUCGCGGCGGACCAUAUGCAUCUACCACCGCGGGGAUGGGAGGUCUUCCGACCAUAGUACCCGACAUUCCAAUAUGCGCGGUCUUCCUCGUCUUGUAUAUAGCAUUCGCCGCUACAAACAUGACCAUCUUCCAGAAAAACCGACGACGGGGGCACAAAUUCGUGAUGUCUGCGAUGCUAUUCGGGUUCUGCAUGGCAAGAAUCACCACCCUUGUCCUGCGCAUAGCCUGGGCCAAUCGACAACGCAAUGUCCGACUCGCUAUUGCCGCUAAUAUCUUUGUCAAUGCGGGGGUUCUCCUGGUGUACAUCAUCAACUUUAUUCUCGCUCAGCGUAUUCUCCGCAGCAAGCAGCCUCACCUCGGCUGGCACCCAAUCCUGCGCCAAGGCUCCAAGCUUCUUUACUCCUUAAUCCUCGGGGCAUUGGUAAUGGUAAUCACAUCUACAGUGCUAUCCUUAUACACGCUGGAUAUGCAUACACGGUCUCAAUGUCGCGACGUUCAACUGGCAGCUAUCACCUAUCUCCUCGUCUUUACCUGUCUUCCCCUUGCACAGGUCCUUAUCGCAUUUACCCUACCGAGAAGACCACAGGAGGAAUCAUUUGGGCAAGGCGGGAUGACCAGCAAAACUGCGAUUGUCGUUCUCUCAUCGUGCUUAUGUAUUCUCAUCGCCGGGUUCAAGGCUGGCGUCAAUUGGUCCCCUCCCCGACCUGUAACCAACCCGGCCUGGUAUGACUCCAAGGCAUGCUUCUACGUGUUCAACUUCGUGUUGGAGAUCAUGAUUCUCAGUCUUUUGACCUUUACCCGCUUUGACAGGCGCUUCCAUAUUCCGGACGGAUCUACGCGGCCUGGCGACUAUAGCUGUCGGGCAUUACAGCCGGAUAAAGACAGUGACCAAUCUCAGUUGAGGGAACGGAAGGGGUCUGCAUCAGUACAGACCUGA